AUGCAGUUCAAGAACAUCAUCUUUUCCGCCGCCCUCUUGGCCAUGGUCAGCGCUGCUCCUAUCGGGGACGUUCCUUCUACUGAGGCUGUUCACAGCGAUGCCACUGGUACUGCUGCUGAACAUGCUGCCGCUCAACCUGUUACCACCAAGGACUUUGCUGCUCCUGAGUUCAACUACAAAAACUGUGCCGACAUCCACAAUCAAGUGAAGGAGGGAUCUUUCGCCACGCCUGAUCCUACCAACCAGCAUCAGGAUUUCAUCAAUAAGUGCAACAGCUGCUUAACAUCCUUCGGUAAGGCCAAUCCUGACUACUGGUACGCCGUGCCAGAGAGUAGUCCGGAGUUCCAGCAUUUGGAGGAUGAGUUCGCGGUUUGCAAAGAGGAUGGCAAUCUGGAUGCCAGAGAUACCGUCACCGGCCUCCCCACGACUGUCGACCCCAAGGUCGAGGCUCCUAAGGCCCCCGAGACCCCCAAGGCCGAUCCCAAGGUCGAAGCCCCCAAGAGCGUCAACGCCAAUGAUGUUACCGGUACCGCCGAGACCCCAUCCGUCGAUGCUGCCAAGAACCCUGUUAAGGUUCCCGAAGUCAAGGCUCCUGGAGCUUAA
Molecule: messenger RNA, 603 nt
Organism: Morchella importuna
Lineage: Eukaryota; Fungi; Ascomycota; Pezizomycetes; Pezizales; Morchellaceae
Exons: 3
Coding region: 1-603 (200 amino acids)
Source: RefSeq, a predicted model, not a curated record